GAUGGAUGCCCUGCAACUGGCAAAUUCAGCUUUUGCUGUUGACCUGUUCAAACAACUGUGUGGAAAGGAGCCAGUGGACAAUGUGCUCUUCUCUCCAAUCUGCCUCUCUACCUCUCUGUCACUUGCUCAAGUAGGCACCAAAGGUGACACAGCAAAUGAAAUUGGACAGGUUCUUCACUUUGAAAAUGUCAAAGACGUGCCCUUUGGCUUUCAAACAGUCACUUCGGAUGUCAACAAACUUAGUUCUUUUUACUCAUUGAAACUAAUCAAGCGACUGUAUGUGGACAAAUCUCUGAACCCUUCCACGGAAUUCAUUAGUUCUACAAAGAGACCUUAUGCAAAGGAAUUGGAAACUGUUGACUUCAAAGAUAAAUGGGAAGAAACCAAAGGCCAGAUCAAUGACUCAGUUAAGGAGCUCACAGAUGGUCACUUUGAGAACAUUCUAGGUGACAGUGUAAAUGACCAGACCAAAAUCCUUGUGGUAAAUGCUGCCUACUUUGUCGGAAAGUGGAUGAAGAAAUUUCCCGAAUCAGAAACAAAAGAAUGUCCUUUCAGAGUCAACAAGACAGACACCAAGCCAGUGCAGAUGAUGAAUAUGGAGGCCACGUUCUGUAUGGGGAACAUUGAGGAUAUUAACUGUAAGGUCAUAGAACUUCCUUUUCAGAAUAAGCACCUCAGCAUGCUCAUUCUGCUGCCCAAGGAUGUGGAGGACGAGUCAACGGGCCUGGAGAAGAUUGAAAAACAGCUCAACUCAGAGACACUGUUGCAGUGGACAAAUCCCAGCACCAUGGCCAACACCAAAGUCAAACUCUCCAUUCCAAAAUUUAAGGUGGAAAAGCAGAUUGAUCCCAAAGCUAGUCUGGAGAACCUAGGGAUGAAAACAAUCUUUGAUGAAAGUACCUCUGAUUUUUCUGGAAUGUCGGAAGCCAAGGGAGUGGCCCUGUCACAUGUCAUUCACAGAGUGUGUUUAGAAAUCAAUGAAGAUGGUGGGGAGUCUAUAGAGGUGCCUGGCUCACGGAUCCUACAGCACAAGGACGAGUUCAAUGCCGACCACCCGUUUAUUUACAUCAUUAGACACAACAAAACUAGAAACAUCGUUUUCUUAGGCAAGUUCUGUUCUCCUUAG
Ochotona curzoniae (black-lipped pika) is the source of this 1126-nucleotide messenger RNA. It is a transcript of the gene SERPINB5, whose product is annotated as serpin family B member 5. NCBI's taxonomy places the organism in Eukaryota, Metazoa, Chordata, Mammalia, Lagomorpha, Ochotonidae. Gene Ontology annotation, biological process: negative regulation of endopeptidase activity. Gene Ontology annotation, molecular function: serine-type endopeptidase inhibitor activity. The record is from RefSeq and is a predicted model, not a curated record. The transcript has 6 exons. Bases 2 to 1126 code for a protein of 374 amino acids.